Molecule: messenger RNA, 3257 nt
Organism: Sitodiplosis mosellana (orange wheat blossom midge)
Lineage: Eukaryota; Metazoa; Arthropoda; Insecta; Diptera; Cecidomyiidae
Gene: Top3beta
Product: DNA topoisomerase 3-beta
Exons: 11
Coding region: 358-2958 (866 amino acids)
Biological process (GO): DNA topological change
Cellular component (GO): nucleus
Molecular function (GO): DNA topoisomerase type I (single strand cut, ATP-independent) activity; DNA binding
Source: RefSeq, a predicted model, not a curated record
AAAAUUGAUUUAAUGGUUUUGUGAUAUGAAUUUGCUUUUUUAUUUGGUUUUGUCUGUAAAUACGAUUGCAAAAUAUAUCGGUAAAAUGUCUUACGUAAAACUGAGCAUUUGGUUUUCAUCCGGGUGUGCUGAAUUGAAUGACAGCGUUUGUCUAAUAGCACACAGACGCUAUAGAAAUCGGACAUGUGUAUGUACAACAUCAACAGAACUGUCAUUGGUGCAUAGUUUGUUUUAGUUGGUGUCGGGGAGAGAAACAAUCAAUUUAUAGGCGGCAUUAUUUUCUGUAUAAUUUUCCAGCGAAACUUUUCCGAUAACAACGGACUUUAAUUAGUGAGAAGAAAGAAUCGUGUGGCAACUAUGAAGUCGGUGCUGAUGGUAGCGGAGAAGCCGUCGUUGGCUGCUUCGUUGGCAAAUAUUUUGAGCAAUGGACGGAACUCGAAUCGAAAAGGUUCAAAUAAUGCGUGCUCAGUGCAUGAAUGGAAAGGGGUAUUUCGCAAUGAGAAUGUUACGUUCAAAAUGACAUCGGUGUGCGGUCAUGUCAUGUCAUUGGAUUUUGUUGGUAAAUACAAUUCAUGGGAUCGCGUUGACCCAGUGGAGCUGUUCACUUGCCCAACGGAAAAGAAAGAAGCCACACCGAAAUUGCGAAUGCGACAAUUUUUGGGCACAGAAGCAAAGGGCUGCGAUUAUUUGGUCCUGUGGCUCGAUUGCGAUAAGGAAGGGGAAAAUAUUUGCUUUGAAGUGAUGGACGCAGUGUCACGUUCAAUUCGUAAUGUCUAUUCGAAUGAGGUGACCUAUCGUGCCAAAUUUUCGGCAAUCACGGAAAAGGACAUCAAAUAUGCAAUGAAUAAUUUGAUUCGGCCAAAUGAAAAUGAAGCACGCAGUGUUGAUGCACGGCAAGAGAUUGAUUUGCGAAUUGGGUGCGCUUUCACUCGCUUCCAAACGAAAUUUUUUCAGGGUCAUUAUGGUGAUUUGGACUCAUCAUUAAUUUCUUAUGGGCCAUGUCAAACGCCAACACUGGGUUUUUGUGUGCAACGACAUGAUGAAAUACAAAAUUUCAAGCCUGAGACUUUUUGGUAUGUUCAACUAUCGGUUGGUGGUUCGGAUGUUACAUUAGAAUGGGCAAGAAAUCGUAUUUUUAGCAAGGAUGUAGCUAAUUUCUUCAUGAACAUCGUCAAGAAACACAAAGAUGCUCAUGUUGAAAGUGUUAUUGAAAAAGAUCUGGUCAAACCACGUCCAUUGGCCCUGAACACGGUUGAAUUAAUGCGAGCUGCUAGUGCCGGCCUGGGCAUUGGACCACACACUGCCAUGACUUUGGCUGAACGUCUCUACACUCAAGGUUAUAUCAGUUAUCCACGUACGGAAACCACAAGCUAUCCGCAAAACUUUGAUUUAAAUGGUGUUGUACGCUUGUUACAGCCAUCAUCGGAGUUUGGAACUGAGGCUAAGGAUGUAGCACAAAACUUUAAUUCUCCACGUCGUGGAACUGAUUGUGGAGACCAUCCACCGAUUACACCUGCUAAAUUAUUGAAUCGAGGAGAGACGGACAAUGACACGUGGCGUGUGUACGAUUACAUUUGUCGUCAUUUCCUGGCUACUGUUUCGCAAGAUUUACGAUACAAACAGACAACGUCGAAAUUUACUGUCGGUUCAGAGAAAUUUUCGUGCACGACGAACAAAUUGAUUGAUCCCGGGUAUACAAAGUGUAUGACAUGGCAGGCAUUUGGUAAAGAUGAUAUAGCGCAAAGUUUCAAGCAGGGUGAUUCGGUGAAAAUCAACGAGUAUAAAUUGGUGGAGAGCCAAACUGGACCACCCGACUAUUUAACUGAAUCGGAGCUUAUUACGCUUAUGGAAAAACAUGGCAUUGGAACGGAUGCUUCGAUUCCGGUUCACAUAAACAACAUUUGCCAGCGCAACUAUGUGACGAUCGCAUCGAGCCGACGUUUGAUACCAACAACCUUAGGAAAUGUUCUUGUACAUGGAUAUCAAAAGAUUGACCCAGAACUUGUGCUCCCAACUAUGCGUUCCGACGUUGAGAAGGCAUUGAACUUGAUUGCAGCUGGUUCAGCUGAUUUUGGUUCGGUUCUAAAGCAUGCCGUCGAAAUAUUCCGUAUGAAAUUUUUAUUUUUCGUGCAAAAUAUAUGCGUAAUGGAUUCAUUAUUCGAAGCAUCGUUUGCAUCCAUUGCUGACUCAGGAAAGGCAUUUUCACGUUGUGGAAAAUGCCGUCGCUACAUGAAGUAUAUCCAAACAAAGCCAGCUCGACUGCAUUGUACCCAAUGUGACGAUACGUAUACACUGCCUAAAGACGGUACAGUCAGAGCCUAUAAGGAGCUCCGUUGUCCAUUGGAUGAUUUUGAGUUGCUUGCAUUUUCAAGCGGUACGAAAGGACGUUCGUAUCCAUUGUGUCCGUAUUGCUAUGCCAAUCCACCAUUCAAGGGUAUGCCAAACAAUGCCGGUUGUAACUCAUGCAUGCAUCCAACGUGCCCGAAUUCAAUGAAUAUGCUUGGCGUUUCGGUGUGUGAUGAGUGUGAUCGCGGGAUUUUGGUUCUAGAUUGCACCUCAGCACCCAAAAAAUGGAAAUUAGGAUGCAAUUCCUGCGAUGUUAUCAUCAACAUUUUCAAUAAAGCAUCGAAAGUUACUGUCAAUGACAAUAAGCAAUGCGAUGAGUGUCAGGCACAAUUGGUAACUGUCGUCUAUAAGGUAGAUCAAACAAAAUUCAAAGAUAAUGCGGAAGAGAAAACUGGAUGCUUAUUCUGUAGUCCUGAUUUCAUACCAUUGGUAGAAAAACAUCGGGCCGUUGCCACAAAGCCGAUACAAACGAAUUCGACGCGCGGCGGAAGAGGCCGUGGCAAUGUGUCUGUCGGUAAUGGUACAGCGCGCGGAGGUGGUUCGAAUCGUGGAGGUGGUCGAGGACGACCACCAAAGGACAAAAUGGCACAAUUGGCAGCUUAUUUUGUUUAAUUUUCAGUCAUUUCGAAGAAUCAUCAAAAUUUUCUUCUAAGUUAGCGAAACCAAUAACAAAUCACUUUUGUUUUUGUUUGGUAACAUUGUAUUCUCUAACCAAAUUUACGCACAACUGCGUGCAUGAAUAUUCGCGUGAUACUCAAUUCAAUUGUAUUGAAUCCAAGUAUUUACACAAUUUUUCGAUAUUUUACAGCUUUGUUUUUUUUUUGUCCAUGAAGUAGACCAAAUCGAAUUCGAUCUAUUUCUAAAGUGACAUGAUGAAAAAAAGUAUAAAUAAAGUAUUAACAUGAAAUUAA